Molecule: messenger RNA, 950 nt
Organism: Populus nigra (black poplar)
Lineage: Eukaryota; Viridiplantae; Streptophyta; Magnoliopsida; Malpighiales; Salicaceae
Exons: 2
Coding region: 235-720 (161 amino acids)
Source: RefSeq, a predicted model, not a curated record
UUGUCACAUGCGAAAGGCAAUGACCACCGGUUUGAGAAAUGAGAUGGAGUUGGAGGGCAGAGAAUCCAAAAUGACUUCAUCUACCAAGUUCCGCCCCACACAGCACUCCCUCAUGAUCUCCUCCUUUUCCAUCCAUAUAAAAACCCCUCUACAAUCCUAAAAUCUUCAUCAUAGCUUUCUCAUUCUCUACAAAGAAAGACCAGGGCCGAGACCGAGUUGAAAAGACUAAGCAAAAUGUCAGACUGGGGUCCGGUGUUUAUGGCCGUGGUGCUGUUCAUUCUGUUAACUCCAGGGCUGUUGUUUCAGGUACCAGGGCGCCAUCGAAGCAUUGAGUUUGGCAAUUUCCAGACAAGCGGUGCAUCAAUUAUGGUUCAUACUCUUCUGUACUUUGCUCUCAUUUGCGUUUUCCUGCUGGCUGUUAAGGUUCACUUGUACCUCGGAUAUCAGAGCUGCAGUUCGCCGUAUUUCUAUAAAACAUCAACACCCGGAAAAAAACAAAAGAAGGAGGCGAUGUCAGACUGGGGGCCAGUGGUGAUAGCAGUGGUGCUGUUUGUGCUUUUAAGUCCAGGAUUGCUAUUCCAGUUGCCAGGGAGGAGCAGAGUUGUUGAGUUUGGGAAUAUGCAGACAAGUGCGUUGUCGAUAUUGGUCCAUACCAUCAUCUUCUUCGGCCUCAUAACCAUCUUUCUCAUUGCUAUUGGUGUUCACAUUUACACAGGAUAGCCAAAUAAUGCUAAAGAUAUCUCCUUUAUUUUCCUUUUUUACAAAGUUGAUCACCCCCAUAAUCUGUUUCACUGUCUGAAGCAUGAAUAUCUGUUUCAUGGUCUGCCCUGAUGUCUUGUAUUGCGUUAACUGGGCGCUUGCUUUUCUUUGCCGGUGGUUCUCUUGUUUUUUUCUUUGAUUUUCGUUGUUGUUAAUUGAUUUAUAUUACUUCAGCCGAUUACCAACUAAAA